Symbiodinium sp. CCMP2456 is the source of this 306-nucleotide messenger RNA. NCBI's taxonomy places the organism in Eukaryota, Dinophyceae, Suessiales, Symbiodiniaceae. The record is from the annotation of a GenBank genome assembly.
GAAUUGCUCCGGGAAAUGCCAAUGACAUCGCCUUGCACCGUGUCUCUGCUUUGGAGUGGUGAUGGCGGCUCGGAUCAGCCGGACCUGAGCUUCCGCAUCUGGCUGAAUGGCAGGGAGUUGAACUGCAGCAACAGGAAGGUGGACCUUGGCACGAACGCCUUGCAAGUGCAAGAGGAUGCAGCAGAGAACAUCUCGCUGAACCAAGUUGGCAUGUACGAUGUGAAGGUGGAGAGCUUCAGCCGCAACAUCGCUGACGUCCCAUUCAAGGUCGUUGUGCGAAGGUCCGGGCAGGAGGCUGAAAUCUAC